AGACGAAUCGUGUUCUAGUAACCACAGUGAUAUUUAGUUGUUAAAAUGGCUAAGUUACCAGGAAAGUACGAGCUCGCGGAAAACAAAAAUUUUUAUGAAUAUUUGGUGGAACUCGGUGUGCCUGAAGAUAGAGCAAAAAAUGCAAAAGAAGUUAAGGGAACUCUUGAAGUUAAAGUAGAUGGAAAUAAAGUGACUCUAGCAAACGAUAAUCCUCCACAUACUACCGAUUAUAUAAUUGGUCAAGAAGUUGAUGAAAAGAUGGGGGAAGCAGUACUUAAGAGCACUGCGUCCUUAAAUGGUAACGUCCUGACGAUUUCAACCAUAAGGGACGGCAAACCUUCAGGAACCAGGACUUAUACAUUCUCCGACAGUGGACUGGAAAUUGUCUUCAACAGCUCUAAGGAUGGAAAAUCCCUCUCAGCCAGUCGUAUCUACAAGAGGAUUUAAAACACUUUAUUUUAUUCUGUGAAGAAAAUAGAAAUUUAACAAUUUUGUAUAAUAAAAGUUUAUAAUGA
Anoplophora glabripennis (Asian longhorned beetle) is the source of this 515-nucleotide messenger RNA. RefSeq names its product fatty acid binding protein 1-B.1-like. NCBI's taxonomy places the organism in Eukaryota, Metazoa, Arthropoda, Insecta, Coleoptera, Cerambycidae. The record is from RefSeq and is a predicted model, not a curated record. The transcript has 4 exons. The coding region runs from base 46 to 447 and encodes 133 amino acids.